Biomphalaria glabrata is the source of this 807-nucleotide messenger RNA. RefSeq names its product collagen alpha-5(VI) chain-like. NCBI's taxonomy places the organism in Eukaryota, Metazoa, Mollusca, Gastropoda, Planorbidae. The transcript has 7 exons. Bases 30 to 749 code for a protein of 239 amino acids. The record is from RefSeq and is a predicted model, not a curated record.
UUGAAAGCGAAGGAUCACUAAUACAGCCCAUGAUGACUAUUUGUACUUUAGCGAUCUUGGCAUUGAUGCUUUUGGUAGACAGCUCAUUGGAAGAGACACCAGAAACAUCUGUGAAGCAGUGGCAAACCGACGGCUGUGAUGCAUUCGCUGAUAUUGUGCUUAUAAUAGACUCCUCGGACAGUGGGCGCAAGGACAACAAGAAGCUCAACACGAUUUUACGCUUCAGCGCUGACCUCACGGACACGUUUAAACUAGGGGUGGACUACGCCCAGAUUGCAGCCGUUGUCUACAGCAACACGACCCAGAAACAGCUGGAUCUUAUUCAGAUAACAGAUCAUGCCCAGCUCAGGAAAGCUAUACUAGGUUUGACGUCAUUCAACGGGUCAGAUGAAGCUAAACCUUACCAUGGCCUUGACCUUAUAGCGGACAUGUUCAGGCCUGAUUUGGGAGGACGCUAUAAUGCUGGGAAAAUCGCAGUUCUGAUAAUGGCCAAAGCUUCUGAUAUUCCAGAUUACACUAGAAACUCAGCCAAGAGACUACAGGACCAGGGCGUCGCUGUUCUAGUGGUCGCCGUGGGCAAGCCACUGUGGCAGGAACCUGUCAUUGCUGAGAGUAAUAGCAAAGAUGUCUUCCUGGUGGAGAAACUUGGUGACCUCAGCAAAGUCCGAGACCGUAUCACAUCCAGGAUAUGUGAAGGAAGAAUAAAGCUGUCCAAUUUUACAACAAAGAAUCCACACGAUCUGAAAUAAUUUCUUUAUCGUAAAUUUGUAUUUGUAUUAUUUCGCAAUAAAAGAAUCUAAUUUUAAA